Molecule: messenger RNA, 1813 nt
Organism: Carica papaya (papaya)
Lineage: Eukaryota; Viridiplantae; Streptophyta; Magnoliopsida; Brassicales; Caricaceae
Cellular component (GO): COPII-coated ER to Golgi transport vesicle; endoplasmic reticulum
Source: RefSeq, a predicted model, not a curated record
UCUCCCAAAAUCUUAAACGCCUCGUUAAGUUACCAGAUCACAAACUCAUCAAUUUCAACGGGGUGUUUAAGCUGCUUAUUACACACAACCUAGAUUUUUGUUGCUGUCUCUUAUAUAUAUAUAUAUAUAUUCGCUAGGUUAGAUUAGCUUAGGAGGUAACGUCAGUCUUUCAAUCAAUUCAUCGUUCCAUCCAUCUAUCUCGCCGAGCUCUGAAUUGGGCAUGGACGGUAUAAUGAACAAACUAAGGAAUUUGGAUGCUUACCCUAAAAUCAAUGAGGAUUUCUAUAGUCGUACGCUCUCUGGUGGCGUUAUCACUCUCGCUUCCUCCAUUGUUAUGUUCUUACUUUUCUUCUCCGAGCUCCGACUAUACCUCCAUGCUGUGACUGAAACAAAGCUUGUAGUAGAUACCUCAAGAGGGGAAAUAUUACGUGUCAAUUUUGAUGUCACUUUUCCUGCCCUGCCAUGUUCAAUCUUGAGUGUAGAUGCCAUGGACAUCAGUGGAGAACAACACCUUGACGUGAAACAUGACAUUAUCAAGAAAAGAAUAGAUUCUCAUGGCAAUGUAAUAGAAGCUAGGCAAGAUGGGAUUGGUGCUCCUAAGAUUGAUAAACCUUUGCAAAGACAUGGAGGCAGGCUUGAGCAUAAUGAAACGUAUUGCGGUUCCUGUUAUGGUGCAGAAGUGACAGAUGAGGAUUGUUGCAAUUCAUGUGAGGAAGUGCGUGAAGCUUAUCGAAAGAAAGGUUGGGCACUCUCAAAUCCUGAUUUAAUUGACCAGUGCAAAAGAGAAGGUUUUCUGCAAAGGAUUAAGGAUGAAGAAGGUGAAGGAUGUAAUAUAUACGGGUUCUUGGAAGUCAACAAGGUGGCUGGGAAUUUUCAUUUUGCUCCUGGGAAAAGCUUUCAGCAGUCAGGUGUCCAUGUACAUGAUCUGUUGGCAUUUCAAAAAGACAGUUUUAAUAUAAGUCACAAAAUCAAUAGAUUGGCUUUUGGAGAUUAUUUUCCCGGUGUUGUAAAUCCUCUUGAUGGUGUACACUGGACACAAGAAACGCCAAGUGGGAUGUAUCAAUAUUUUAUCAAGGUUGUACCUACUGUGUACACAGAUGUGAGUGGACAUACAAUUCAGUCAAAUCAGUUCUCUGUAACAGAACAUUUUAAGAAUGCUGAAGUAGGUCGCCUUCAAUCUCUACCAGGAGUAUUUUUCUUCUAUGACUUGUCUCCGAUCAAGGUGACUUUCACAGAGGAGCAUGUGUCAUUCUUACACUUCUUGACAAAUGUUUGCGCCAUAGUUGGAGGUGUUUUCACCGUCUCUGGAAUACUAGAUUCUUUUAUAUACCAUGGUCAAAAGGCAAUCAAGAAGAAAAUGGAACUUGGUAAAUUCAAUUGAUGUAGCUGCUCCUGCUCGUGAGUAUCUGUUAAUAAAUUGGCUAUUGGGAGGAAAAGGUAAAACAGGCAACUGGGAACCCAACAAAGGACGAAGUCUACGGUGUUGACAGAUUGGAUUCUACAAUCACAAUCUGAGACUAAUUUUGUAGUUCAUCUAUAUUUGCUAGAUGCCUAGUGUCUCAGUUUUAUCAGUCAUCUGUACUCUUAACUGCACUUUUCUUGUGAAUAUCCCUUUGGAAGACGGGAAGGGUGGCUUUUCAAUUAUUUCUUUUGAUGGAGAGCUCAUAGAGAGUGGUCGGUGAGAAAAUAUCAUGAAAGUAAGCUUUCGUGAGUUCUGUUGAUUGAUAGUCCAUGUCGCAUAUGUAGCUGGAGAAGUACUUCUAAAUUGAUUUAGUGUGAAGCUCUUUUCAAUUUGCUUCUCAACUUAUCUCUA